GUCAUAGCUAUUUUUUUCCCUUUCCUAAAUACCAUUCAUAACCUGAUGUCUAAUUGUUUCGUUUGUCUUUUUGGACCCAACUCCUGAAAAUAAUAUACCCAAUUCUUUUCUAACAUUCGUCGCGUCUCCAUCGCCCUCCAACCUAUAUCGAGGUCUUAUUAGUGACGCCCCGCGUAUCCUAUCCUACUAUCGUCGAUCAAAUCCCCGCAAUUUCAUACGACAAACCCAGCCUCGCAUACCCCCGACGACGUAUAUUCACCUUCGUGACUAGUAAGAGAAACCAUGGUGGUAGAUACGGCAUACUACGACGUCUUGGGCGUCAAGCCUACUGCGACUGAGCUGGAAAUCAAGAAGGCCUAUCGCAAGCUUGCUAUAGUUCAUCAUCCAGACAAGAACCCAAAUGAUCCAACAGCCCAUGAAAAAUUCCAGGAUAUCGGAGAGGCUUACCAAGUACUUUCGGACACCGAUCUAAGAAAAGCCUACGACAAAUAUGGCAAGGAUAGUGCUAAGCCUACCGAAGGCUUUGUCGACCCCGCCGAGUUCUUUAGCAGCAUAUUUGGCGGUGAGGCCUUCGUCGACUGGAUUGGAGAAAUUAGCCUCAUGAAAGACCUUACUACUACUAUGGACAUCACGAUGGCUGCAGAAGAAGGCGAGGAGGAUGACGCCGAGUUCCCAGGCACCGAGGAAGCUAUGCGAGAGAGCGCGAAAGCGUCUACUGCUGCCGGACCGCCACCCGCUGUUGUUGUCGAAGACGAGGCCGAGAAGCCGGCCUCCGAGGGCAAGGCUACUACCCACCACCGCCACACUUCUUCAGAGAAGCCAAAUCUCCCCCCUCGUGGUGCUUCGCCGUCUCCUAGUGGUUCCGGUACUUCGACCCCUGGGGUUCCCACACCUGGCAGUUCGACACCUUCGAAACACGCUAUACCAAUCCGGCCUGCACUCAUGGACCGCCCGGCGGACGAGGCGCACUUUAUGGAUCAGACGGAGGAAGAGAAGGAGUUGCGAAAGAAGGAAAAGAAGAAGGGUGGGUUAACCAAGGAGCAACGCGAGCAGUUAGCCGCGUACGAGAAGGAGCGCGCCAGAAUCCGUCAAGAACGUGUCGACACCCUCGCUCGCAAGCUUAUCGACCGUAUAUCGGUAUGGACCGAGACGGACAAGGGCCCUGACGUCACUAAGGCUUUCCAGGCCAAGACCCGCCUUGAGGUUGAAAAUCUGAAGAUGGAAAGUUUCGGCCUCGAUAUUUUGCAUGCCAUUGGCGCCGUUUACAUGUCGAAAGCUACGGCGCUCCUCAAGUCACAAAAGUUCCUCGGCAUCGGUGGUUUCUUCAGUCGUAUGAAGGAUAAGGGUGCCCUUGUCAAGGACACUUGGAACACUAUUUCCUCGGCUAUCGACGCUCAGCAGACCAUGGAGGAAAUGGCGCGUAUGGAGCAAGCUGGCGGCGAGGAUUGGACUGACGAGAAAAAAGUUGAAUAUGAGCGCAGAGUUACCGGGAAGAUACUUACCGCGGCCUGGAGAGGCAGCAAGUUUGAGAUCCAGAGUGUUUUGCGCGAUGUUUGUGACACUGUGCUUCACGACAAGAAAGUACCCCUAGGCAAGAGGCUAGAGCGCGCAGAAGCCUUAAUACUUAUUGCCGAUAUUUUCCAGAAGGCCCAGAGAUCGCCCGAGGAAGAGGGUGACUACAUGGCCUUUGAGCAAUUAGUUGCCGAAGCAACCAUCAAAAAGGAAAAGGACUCUAAGAAGAAGGGCAAAGAUAAGGAUAGGGACUCUACCAAGGCAAAAAGUGCCAGCGGGGCAGAGGCAGGCAACAUUCCUGCCGAAGCGAAUAAGGAAAGUUCUUAAUGGAUAUCGUGUCCUUGAGGGUUGGUGGUCCUCGAAAGGCUUAUCAUAAGUAAGCAAGUGUCGGAAAAGACUCCCUGAUUGCCGGAGAAGUCGAGAAGGGCUCGACGUGUGUGUGCGCGUGUUGGCCAACCCAGUUUGGCGGGUUUAUGUCAGGCAGAAAACAGGAAGCUAGCUGCUCAAGUUGCUAGUGGAUCAGAAGUAUGAGGUAGGGCGAGGAGGGACGUAAGGACGCAUCAGUGUUAUGACACUAAACCUCGCGGAGGACGGAUCAUCAGCGCGUUGAGUAUUGUAGAUUGAUCUACGGGGGCGGCUGUGGUAAGGGACGGAGGAGCUCUCCUAGUUACGAAAACGCCCACAUCAUCUCUACUCAGAGAUAUAAUGCACCACCCUGGAAUUCAUCUCCUGGUAAACAUCUCUCUUGUUGGGCCGCUCGUGAGGAAGGCAUGGCUAUUCAUCAAUAGGUAAUUAUAAAUAAAGGAUACCUAGGUAGGCAAUUAUUAUUGGCUAACCUCCUACCUCGAAGUAUACGACAUGGUUCCUUAAAACGGGAUGGCCGCUUGGGUGCAUAGAGGAUCACGAGUAGACUUCAACACGAA
Annulohypoxylon truncatum is the source of this 2435-nucleotide messenger RNA. Its product is annotated as DnaJ-domain-containing protein. The record is from RefSeq and is a predicted model, not a curated record. Gene Ontology annotation, cellular component: cytosol. Lineage: Eukaryota; Fungi; Ascomycota; Sordariomycetes; Xylariales; Hypoxylaceae. Gene Ontology annotation, biological process: protein import into peroxisome matrix. The transcript is spliced from 3 exons. The coding region runs from base 283 to 1839 and encodes 518 amino acids.